AUGGCUGAGUCGGCAGCGUCUGAGGACGCGAAGAGGACGCUGAAUCACGCUUUGGUUGCAGGCGGUGAGCCGGUCCACCAAGCCGCCAUGGGUGUCGAUAUGGCCGAAGCCAGUGGCGCCGAAAAUGCCGAUGGAGGAGCUCAAGGUAUACGGCUCGAAGACGAGUACGAAGCGGCCAACGCAAUGCAUUUUUUUCAUGUUAAGUUCCUUUGUGAUGGCCAACCAUUUCCGGCGUUGGACGGCAGAGCAGCCUUCCCGUUAGAGACAUGUCGUUGUAGUCGAAAUACGUUUGUAAAGGAUAUUCUGUCUGAAGUCGUUCAGCCGGCAUGCUAG
This is a messenger RNA of Haemonchus placei, 333 nucleotides long. The record is from the annotation of a GenBank genome assembly. Lineage: Eukaryota; Metazoa; Nematoda; Chromadorea; Rhabditida; Trichostrongylidae.